Molecule: messenger RNA, 625 nt
Organism: Austrofundulus limnaeus
Lineage: Eukaryota; Metazoa; Chordata; Actinopteri; Cyprinodontiformes; Rivulidae
Product: transcription initiation factor TFIID subunit 11
Source: RefSeq, a predicted model, not a curated record
CAGGUGAUCUGCGGCUGUUGAAGGUUCAAGUGGUUCUUCGUCGAUUGAGCUACAGUCUGGACCAGCAGAACCCAGAACUCGUCCACAUAAAGAAGUUACAACAGGGACUCCAGUGCAACGAGGAAGGAGAGCAGCUUCCUGUGGAGAGAGAAGAUGAUGAGAAACCUCAGUUAUUCCAGCUUCAUCAGAUCAAAACUAAAAACAACAGAGAGACAGAAACUCCAACCAGCAGCUCAGCUGAGCUCAUGAAGACAGAAACUGAUGGAGAGGACUGUGGAGGACCAGAACCAGACAGGAACCGGAGUCCAAAUACUAACUUACAGCCAAACACUGAUGAGAGGGCGUCAGACUCUUCAGAGACUGAAGACAGCAAUGAUUAUGAUGAGGAUGAAAACAUGUCAGGUUCUGGAUCUGACGAUGAAGACAGUGAUGAAGAUUGGAGGGAAACCAGGACACCUGGAUCAGAACCUCCAGCUAGCUGCUCAGCUGAGCAGAUGAAAACAAAAACUGAUGGCAAGGCCUGCAGAGACCCAGAACCAGACAGGACCCAUGAUUCAAAUACUGAUGAAAACACUUCAGACAUUUUAAGUUCUGAAGAUGAUGAUGAUGAUGAUGAUGAUUAUGA